AGUGCAAAACAUAUAUAUACAUAUCUACAAUCUACUUCACAUGCAGCUGUAACCUAUUUAAUAUUACUGCAGACAUCUUUCUCUACACCAUGGCCGGUAUAUUACCAGCCAGUAAUGGCUCUCUCAGGUUUGCCACCAUGCUCCUGCUUGGGCUCUUUGCUACAGCUACCCUACACAGAGCAGGGGCUCAAACCGGUGUGUGUUACGGGAUGGACGGUGAUGGGUUACCACCAGAGCAACAAGUUGUACAACUCUACAACCAGAAAAACAUCCGAAGAAUGCGAAUUUACUAUCCGAACCAAGCAGUUCUCCAGGCCCUCAGAGGCUCCAACAUUGAGCUCAUGCUUGGUGUGCCCAACACUGACCUUCAAAAGGUUGCCUCAAGCCAAGCCAACGCAUACUCAUGGGUCCAAGCCAAUGUCAAAAACUACGCCAAUGUCAAGUUCAGGUACAUUGCUGUUGGAAAUGAAGUUAGUCCUCUAAAUGGUGCCACGGCCCAAUAUGCCCAGUUCCUCCUCCCUGCCCUGAGGAACAUCUACACUGCAGUUUCUGCGGCUGGGCUCGGAAACCAAAUCAAAGUUUCCACCUCGGUCGACACCGGGGUGAUCGGGGUUUCUUACCCUCCAUCAAAAGGGGCAUUCAAGUCUGAAAUAAGGUCAUUUCUGGACCCAAUCAUUGGGUUUUUAGCGACAAACCGGGCGCCCCUACUAGUUAACUUGUACCCUUAUUUUAGCUACAUUGGUAACACCCGUGACAUACGUCUUGACUAUGCUCUAUUUACUGCGCCUUCCGUGGUGGUAACUGAUGGAUCACUAGGGUACAAAAACCUUUUUGAUGCCAUUUUGGACGGCGUUUACUCAGCACUAGAGAAAGCGGGAGGAGGCUCCUUGGACAUCGUUGUGUCAGAGAGUGGGUGGCCUUCGGCAGGGGGAACAGCUACCAGCAUUGACAAUGCAAGGACAUACAACCAAAAUUUGAUACAGCAUGUUAAGGGUGGGACUCCAAAGAAGCCUGGAAAGCCCAUUGAAACCUAUGUGUUUGCUAUGUUUGAAGAGAGCAGGAAAAGCCCAGAGUAUGAAAAACACUGGGGGCUCUUUCUCCCAAAUAAGCAGCCUAAAUACCCAAUAAAUUUCAACUAAGGGAGGCCAAGGCAGACUGAUGAAGUGUAGUAUUUGGAAUAAGGAGCAGUUUGGCUAUGUAUUUGUACCUUAAAUAAGUUAUUCUCAACUACAAAAGGUUGCAGGAGAACUUUUAUGUAUUGGUAAGAGAAUGCAAGAGGCAAAGACUACUAAAUAACAGAAAAUUACUGCUACAAUUCUCUAA
Malania oleifera is the source of this 1323-nucleotide messenger RNA. RefSeq names its product glucan endo-1,3-beta-glucosidase, acidic-like. The record is from RefSeq and is a predicted model, not a curated record. NCBI's taxonomy places the organism in Eukaryota, Viridiplantae, Streptophyta, Magnoliopsida, Santalales, Ximeniaceae. Gene Ontology annotation, cellular component: cell wall; plasma membrane. Gene Ontology annotation, molecular function: hydrolase activity, hydrolyzing O-glycosyl compounds. Bases 90 to 1139 code for a protein of 349 amino acids. The transcript is spliced from 2 exons. Gene Ontology annotation, biological process: carbohydrate metabolic process.